ACUGGGCGGCGCGUCGGGACAAGCUACCAUGGACAGAGCCUGCCGCUCCCGGGAGCGAAGCUGAUUCCUGAUUGCGGCAAUUGGCCAGACAUCGGCAUGUCAGUAACCCUGCACCCUGGCACCCUGGCACCCGCCUUCUGACACCCACGUUUGCAGCUGCGCCAACUACAGCAGCACCAAGUGAGUAUCCUCAACAAGCAUUGCCUCUGGGACUCAGGCCAGAAGGGAAGUGGCUAAAACUCAGAGAUGCCUGUCCUGGAAAAAAAGACCCCCAAAACGACUGAAAAGGAUGCCAGCAGCAAAGAGGAGACUGUGCUGCCCAAACUCCCUGUGCCACCACUGCCAAAGACCCUGGCCAUGUACCUCAGGUGCAUGAAACAUCUGGUGCCUGAGGAGCAGUACAGGAAGACCAAGGUGACUGUGGAGCGGUUCGGUGCCCCAGGGGGCCUAGGGGAAGUCUUACAGCAGAAACUCCUGGAGAGAAGGGAGAAGACAACAAACUGGGUCUUUGAGUAUUGGCUGGAUGACAUGUAUCUCAACAACCGUUUGGCUCUUCCAGUCAACUCCAGUCCAGCUGUCAUCUUUGCUCGACAGAACUUCCAGGAUGUAAAUGAUCAGUUAAGGUUUACAGCCAAUCUUAUCUCUGGAGUGCUUGACUAUAAAACCUUACUGGACAGCCAUUCCAUACCUGUUGACUGUGCCAGAGGACAGCUAUCUGGCCAGCCUCUCUGUAUGAAGCAAUACUAUGGGCUCUUCUCUUCCUACCGUCUUCCAGGACAUACCAAAGAUACUCUUGUGGCCCAGACAAGCAGUAUCAUGCCUGAACCAGAGCAUAUCAUUGUAGCUUGUAACAAUCAGUUCUUUGUCUUGGAUGUGGUCAUUAAUUUCCGUCGCCUCAGUGAGGGGGAUCUGUUCACUCAAUUACGAAAGAUAGUCAAAAUGGCUGACAAUGAGGAAGAAAGGUUGCCACCGAUUGGUCUGCUGACGUCAGAUGGGAGAGCAGAAUGGGCUAAGGCCAGGACCGUCCUUGUGAAAGAUUCGACCAACCGUGACUCCCUGGACAUGAUUGAACGGUGCAUCUGCUUGGUGUGCUUGGAUGCGCCCGGGGGCAUGGAACUCAAUGACACCAACAUGGCCCUUCAGCUCCUUCAUGGAGGGGGCCAUGGCAGAAAUGGGGCAAAUCGCUGGUAUGACAAGUCCAUGCAGUUUGUGGUGGGUCGAGAUGGAGUCUGUGGCACGGUAUGUGAACAUUCCCCAUUUGAUGGAAUCGUCCUGGUACAAUGCACUGAACAUCUGCUCAGGCACAUGAAGGAGAGCUCAAAGAAGCUAGUUAGAGCUGAUUCUGUCAGUGAGCUUCCUGCUCCCAGAAGACUGAGAUGGAAAUGCUCCCCAGAAAUUCAGGGACACCUGGCAUCAUCAGCAGACAAACUUCAACGGAUAGUGAAGAAUCUUGACUUCACUGUUUAUAAGUUUGAAAACUAUGGGAAAGAGUUCAUUAAGAAACAAAGGACCAGCCCAGAUGCUUAUAUUCAGGUGGCACUCCAGUUGGCCUUUUAUAGAUACCACCAGAGACUUGUCCCUACAUAUGAAAGUGCUUCCAUUCGCCGAUUUGAAGAGGGACGAGUUGACAACAUCAGGUCGGCAACUCCUGAAGCAUUGGCUUUUGUGAAAGCAAUGAUUGAUGAAAAAUCAUCUGUACCGGACUCAGAGAAGAUGUUUCUUUUAAAAGAGGCCAUCAGGGCUCAAACAGAAUAUACUGUUUUGGCCAUCACUGGUAUGGCAAUUGACAAUCAUUUACUGGGGCUGAGGGAAAUAGCCCGAGAACUCUACAAAGAGCUGCCGGAGAUGUUCACAGAUGAAACAUAUUUGACAAGCAAUCGAUUUGUCCUCUCAACCAGCCAGGUGCCAACAACAAUGGAGAUGUUUUGCUGCUAUGGUCCUGUAGUCCCUAAUGGUUAUGGCACUUGCUACAAUCCUCAAGCAGAGCAUAUAUUGUUCUGCAUCUCCAGCUUCCAUGACUGCAAAGAGACUUCUUCUGUCAAGUUUGCUAAAGCCAUAGAAGAAAGCCUCCUUGAAAUGAGAGAUCUAUGUAGCAAACACAAUACUGUGAUAGCAAAGCCACCAACCAAACAGGAAAAAAACCCAAAACCCCAAGAAGCAAAGAAGCUCUAAUUCUUUUCUCUGCAUCACUAGGCAGUUUCUACUACUCCUUGUGUUCUGCAACCUCCAAACCCCUAAAACCUAUAGUCUACCCCAGAUUUUGGCAACUUCCCAAUUCUUAGGACACACUGCUAAAAUUAUGCUGAGGCAUCAUGAGAAGCUAAACCAUUGUGAAAGGGAAAAUGCCAUUAAUUAUAUGUUAGAAGUACAAUAUCUAUUCAAGGUUCAAACCAGUCUGUGCCCUGUGAAAUGCUUCAGUCUUUGCUCUGUAGUCAGCAAUCAAGGGUAGGCUUGUUAAGUUGAAAGUGGUCCUGCUGAGGAUAUAGAAUGUCUAUGUAUGGUUGUGGAGCCUCUGAGCUUUGUUUUUUAUUACUUAUUCCAGUACAACACCUACCCAAAUAAUGUUUUACAUGGCAAAAAAUGAGUCAUCCUAUUCUAAAUGGCAACCAUAACUAAAUCCAUUGUUAAAUGAAUAGAAAUGGCAUCAGAUUUAUGAUUUUUUUAGGGAUGGAGAUUCAAAUUCCAUAUUAUUGAUUCACAUGGUUUAAGAGUGUCAUUUGAGAGAGAGAAAUAGAGAGAGAGAGAGAGAGAGAGAGAGAGAGAGAGAAAGAGAAAGAGAACCAUUACUAAGUUAUAUGAUGCAGUGAUUCCCAAGAAAGUCCAGGUCUAUUAAGAAUAUGAUGCCUUGGGGCUGGAAAUCAAUCCUCCCUUUCUUGUCUUAAGAGUAGUUUGGGGCACAAUAUUGAAAAUCUAGAUCUGCUGCUUAUAAAAGAAAGGGAAGACUUCUCACUAUGGCUCUCACUUCAUUGCCUUUUCACUCCCACCUGUGGAGAGAGAUGAAAACCUAGAAGACAUAUUAGUCAGUUAGAGAUGAGUGAAAUGCAGAGGCAGGGAGCAAAGUGUCAUUUUAAUGGGACACUGUCCAUUUCAUUGGCUGGGGGGCUUUGGAGAGGGUAGUGAUCAUUAGCAUUUCUUCAGAGCACUCCUCUCCCCCUCCAGAUUUUACCCACAUACAUCUUAAAAUGCAACAAAAAAACCCAUACCAACAAAAACCAUUAUGGCUAGUCUUUUUAAGUGAGGUUGUUUGCAUUGGGGUUUGGGUUUUGCUGGACUCAAAUUUCCAAAUUAAAGCUGAGUUUAGAGACAGGGCUCCACUUAUCAUACAAAUGUUAUUGCUGCCAUGUGGAAUUCUAUUGUAAUAUACAUAAUGACUCAUUAGCUACACUCUGCUUUUUAAAAUCAAGACCAAAUGUAUUGAUUUUUGAAGGAUGGCUUUCUCUUCUUAUUCUUCCCCCACCUGAAGUUGUAAUUUUCUUUGCAUGCCCAGUAUUUAGCAAAGUGCCUGGCACAUAUGUCUCUUAAUAUAAUGCUUGUUGACUCAAAAGGCUUAAAUCGUUUAAGCUGUAUCAGGAUUCUCCAUCUGGUAUGAUUUACAAGUAACAAAUUCACUAUAUUUCAAAGGCAUGGAUCUGUUUGAAGCAGCAAAGACUCAAGUAUUUACUAGGCUACCUCGCUAUUAAUGGAAAGGCAUAUCUACUUCUUGCAUAGUCACUCUGUGAUUCUAUGAAAUGCUUUUUGUGUUUCUUAAGAUGGUUAAUUAACACAAGGCUGUUUGAACCAAACUCAUUUUUACCAUUAUUUGUGAUAGAAUGUAAACAUAUAUUACCUGUGCAAAGCUGUUAACUAGAUGCUUAAUAUAUGUUUUGAUGUUAGAUACACAUUUUUAUACACUUGGAGAGUUUUAAGUAUAGCGUUUUGACUGGCAGGAAAUAAUAGCUUUUCCCUUAGAGGAAGGGGACAGAAAGAGACCUGUCUAGUCCAAGAAAGGUUAGAAAAUAGCAAAUCUUAUGCAAAGCAAAAACUGAGCCAUAAUGAUAGGAAUAUUUUUAGGUGGCACCUCCUAUACGUGUACCCAAAGAGAAGAGUCAAUAAACCUGGAGAUUCGUUCUGAAAUGAAGCUAAUUUAAAUGUAUGUGACUUUCCUAGAUUCCCUUUAAUUUGCCAAAAUAUAGAGUUGAUAUUUUAGUCCUAUUUUUAUAAAAUAGUAUAGAUUAUGGCAAUGUGUAAAUUGUAUUUAUAGCAGCUCACUUUUAAGUUAUAGUUUUGUGCUUUAAAAAAUGUGUGUAUAUGUAUGACGAAAAAACUAUAUUGAUAAACAUGACAAAAUAUUUAAGAAAG
Messenger RNA from Dromiciops gliroides (monito del monte), 4338 nucleotides. It is a transcript of the gene CHAT, whose product is annotated as choline O-acetyltransferase. Gene Ontology annotation, molecular function: choline O-acetyltransferase activity. Gene Ontology annotation, cellular component: neuron projection; cytoplasm. Gene Ontology annotation, biological process: acetylcholine biosynthetic process; neuromuscular synaptic transmission. The transcript is spliced from 15 exons. The record is from RefSeq and is a predicted model, not a curated record. Bases 247 to 2172 code for a protein of 641 amino acids. NCBI's taxonomy places the organism in Eukaryota, Metazoa, Chordata, Mammalia, Microbiotheria, Microbiotheriidae.